AUGUCCCCUCUGUUGCUACACCGCUCCAAGAAUCGUCGCGUCACCGUUAUUCCGGACCCCAACAACUCAGGUGACGCUUGCCACACAGCAACAGACAACGACCCUCGCCAACGCAAAUACAAGCGCCUCAUGUUGGAUUUUUGGCAAGGGCUCCUUGCGACUCUAGAAAGACUCGCCAUGUUACCAGCAGUCAUGCACUCUGUGCUGCCAAAAUUGUCGCCACGAAAACGUACCCGGGAUGCAUUGCGGACCUAUGACCGGCCCAUGGAGGACAUGUUGCGCGAAAUCCAGACCCUAUUUGAAGCACCCUUGGACAACGAAAAUCUGUUGGACAUGUCUGCAGCACUGCAAAGGCAAUUUGCCCCCAAACUACAGUCGAGCGACAUUUGCAUGCUGCCUUCUUACAACCACAAACUUCCUUCUGGACUGGAGAAAGGCACCUACCUAGCUCUGGAUGUCGGCGGAUCAACAUUCCGCGUUGCGCUUGUCGAACUAAACGGUAAACGGCCCGGUGCCAAGAAUAUGCGCAUUGUCUUCAUGAAGAGCUACAAGAUAGACGAAAAGGUCCGCCAGCGAAGCGGACACGACUUUUUUGAAUGGAUGGCCGAUAAGAUUCAGCUGGCACUUGCAGAUCAGCAAUUGCAAGGCUCGGCCAGCACACAGACUUUCCCCAUGGGUCUAGCAUGGUCGUUUCCUGUUGAUGCAAACUUGUUGGACAUGGGCAAGGGCUUCCGAGCGACUGAAGGGCUUCUUGGUCAGGAUCUCAGCGAAUUAAUAAUGGCGCCGUGUAGAAAGAGGAACCUACCUGUGCACAUGGAUUCCAUUGUCAAUGACUCUUCUGCGACGUUGCUAUCGCGCGCUUACGAAGAUCCAUCAACACGUUUUGCUGUAAUUCUUGGAACUGGAUUUAACAUAUCUGUGCAUCUCCCUGUAUCGUCACUUGCGAGCACCAAGUACAAGGGCUACCCACAGCAAUGGAUGGACGAAGCCACGCACGUGCUCGUCAACACGGAAUGCAGCAUGUUCGGAAAAGGCGUGUUCCCGACGACUAGGUGGGAUGAACAACUGAAUGAUGCACAUGUACGACCAGACUUUCAGCCUUUUGAACACAUGAUUAGCGGUCGCUACAUGGGUGAGAUAGUAAGGUUGGUUGUUGUCGAAGCUGUACGCACAGCUGGUCUGUUCAGCGGCGAAAUGCCCGCCCACAUGACCGAACCCUACAGUCUGGAUACUGGAACCAUUGCAGUCAUGGAGAUGGACGACUCAAAGUACCUUGGCCAGGCUAUCGCCGUCUUCCAGUCUCUACAUCCGCUCAGCAAGCCACCUACCGUAAAGGACAUUCAGUUUGUUCGCCGAGUAGCGCAGCUCGUUUCGCACCGCGCUGCAGCUUUUCUCGCAACUGGUAUUCAUGCAUUGUGGGUGCUUCGAACGGAGUCCGAAGGUCUGACGCCCGCUUCCGCUGGCCGGAUGAGCAUUGGCUGCAACGGCUCAGUCAUUGAAAAGUACCCCCUGUUCAGGGAGCUCUGCCAAUCACAUCUUCAUGAUCUGACUACUGCGUCUGGUGCCGAACCAAAGUCAAUCUCACUAGAGAUUGCUGUUGAAUCAGCCAUCUUCGGAGCAGCAGUAUCUGCCUGUUGUCUCGAGGGACAAGCCUAG
This is a messenger RNA of Bipolaris maydis ATCC 48331, 1656 nucleotides long. RefSeq lists its product as uncharacterized. The record is from RefSeq and is a predicted model, not a curated record. Gene Ontology annotation, molecular function: glucokinase activity; mannokinase activity; fructokinase activity. Gene Ontology annotation, biological process: carbohydrate phosphorylation; glucose 6-phosphate metabolic process; intracellular glucose homeostasis. Gene Ontology annotation, cellular component: cytosol; mitochondrion. Lineage: Eukaryota; Fungi; Ascomycota; Dothideomycetes; Pleosporales; Pleosporaceae.